Molecule: messenger RNA, 2320 nt
Organism: Hydra vulgaris (swiftwater hydra)
Lineage: Eukaryota; Metazoa; Cnidaria; Hydrozoa; Anthoathecata; Hydridae
Product: glutamine-dependent NAD(+) synthetase
Biological process (GO): NAD+ biosynthetic process
Cellular component (GO): cytoplasm
Molecular function (GO): ATP binding; glutaminase activity; NAD+ synthase (glutamine-hydrolyzing) activity
Source: RefSeq, a predicted model, not a curated record
UUUCUUAUUGCAGCCAUAGAUAAUGUAUUAAAAUGUUUUUUUAAAACAAAAAAGAAAUGCAAAGAAAAGUAACAUUAGCUACUUGUUCGUUAGCACAAUGGUCCAUGGAUUUUGAAGGAAACCUAAGAAGAAUUCUGGAAAGUAUACGUUUGGCAAAAGAACAAGGAGCUCGUUAUCGUUUGGGUCCAGAACUGGAAAUCCCAGGUUAUGGUUGCAAUGAUCAUUUUUCAGAAAGUGAUACCUUACUUCAUUCCUGGGAAUCUUUAGCCUGUAUUCUUGAGAAUACUGUUUGUGAAAACCUUAUUGUUGAUGUUGGUAUGCCAGUGUUGUACAAUCAUGCAUUAUACAAUUGUCGAGUAAUUUUUUUAAACAAAAGAAUCAUAUUAAUUAGACCGAAAAAGACUUUGGCGAUCGAUGAGAAUUAUCGCGAGUCAAGAUGGUUUACACCAUGGAUUAAGGAUUAUGAAUAUGAAGAACUAAUGCUUCCUCCAAUCAUUACAAAGAUUACUGGGCAAGUCAAAGUUCCAUUUGGAGAAGCAAUCAUUGUAGCUAGAGAUACUGUAUUAGGGUGUGAAGUUUGCCAAGAAUUGUUUUCACCACAGUCUCCGCAUUUAAACAUGGCUCUGCAAGGUGUUGAAAUUGUAACUAACGGAAGCGCUUCAAACUUUGAAUUGCAGAAAAUGAGUAGAAGAAUAAAGCUUAUUUCUGAUGCUACUUCCAAGUUAGGUGGAGUUUAUUUAUAUUCAGCUAUCAAGGGUUGUGAUGGAGAACGAUUAUAUUAUGAUGGACCAUGUAUGAUUUUUAAAAAUGGAGAAUUAGUAGGACAAGGUAAACAGUUUUCUUUAAAUGAAGUUGAAGUAGUCUCUUCAACAAUUGAUUUAGAAGAAGUUAGCCUUUAUCGGAGAAGUUCCCAGUUUGGUACCAAAACGUCUUUAAGCCAAAAGUAUCCAAGGCUGGACAUUGAUUUUUGUCUUUGUGUUACAAACAGUUUUUUUGCUCCACUCAGUCCUGUUAUAGAUCCAGUAAUUUAUCAACCAGAAGAAGAGAUUGCGCUUGGACCAGCUUGUUGGUUGUGGGAUUAUUUAAGAAGAAGCGGAAUGGGUGGAUUUUUUUUACCACUCAGUGGUGGUGUUGACAGUUCUGCAACUGCAUGCAUUGUUGCAUCAAUGUGUAGACUUGUUUGUGAUGCUAUAAAACAGGGGAGUUUACAGACAAUAUCUGAUAUUCAAGAUAUUGUAAAAGACUCAACGUAUAUACCAACUGAUCCAAAAGAGUUAUGUAAUAGGAUAUUUGUGACUUGUUAUAUGGGUACAGAAAAUUCAUCAGCACAAACAAGAGAACGAGCAAAAGCUUUAGCAAAUGAUAUUGGGAGUUAUCAUUUAGGUAUUGUUAUUGACACUGCUAUUCAAGCCAUCUUGUCAAUUUUUAGUGCUGUUACAAAAAAAACACCUCGUUUUUCAGUGUUUGGCGGCUCAAACACUGAAAAUUUAGCAUUGCAAAAUGUACAAGCACGCGUUCGCAUGGUUACAAGUUAUUUGUUUGCUCAACUUACAUUAUGGUCAAGGGGGAAGCAAGGAGGGCUUUUGGUACUAGGCUCUGCUAAUGUUGAUGAGUGUCUUCUUGGUUAUAUGACAAAGUAUGAUUGCUCGUCUGCUGAUAUUAAUCCUAUUGGAGGAAUAAGUAAAACAGACCUUAAAAAGUUUGUGUUUUACUGCGUUGAAAAGUUUAAUUUCACUUCACUAAUUGGAAUACUUGGUGCACCACCUACUGCUGAAUUGACUCCCCUUGAUGAGGGUCGUUUACAACAAACAGAUGAGGGUGACAUAGGAUUGACCUAUGAAGAAAUAUCAAUACUUGGGCGCCUACGAAAACUUCAGCGCUGUGGACCUUAUUCCAUGUUUACUAAGCUUUUAUCACAAUGGAACAUUUCACCUUCAGCAAUUGCUGAUAAAGUGAAGCUGUUUUUUACAAAAUAUGCUAUCAAUAGACAUAAAAUGACAACAAUAACUCCAAGUCUGUACGCUGUUGGAUAUUCACCUGAUGAUAAUAGGUACGAUCUUCGUCCAUUUUUAUACCGCUCAAGUUGGCCUUGGCAAUUUAAAAGUAUUGAUCGAGCUGUUAAAGCCGCUGGCCAAUCUGUCACGAAUAACAUGACAUCAUCUGCUAAUCAGCAAUCAACGUUCAAGCUGCAGUUACAAGAUGGUGAAAAUGCUUCAAUUGGAUAUCAUGACUCUGAAGAACUAAAGAUAAAAAAAGUGAAACUAGAGGAUGACCGUUAACCUUAAUAGUUUUUGUUUUUUUUUAAAUUAACUAUUAUUCA